This is a messenger RNA of Tigriopus californicus, 1206 nucleotides long. RefSeq names its product transcription factor AP-2-alpha-like. Gene Ontology annotation, biological process: regulation of transcription by RNA polymerase II; regulation of cell population proliferation; anatomical structure development. Gene Ontology annotation, cellular component: nucleus. The record is from RefSeq and is a predicted model, not a curated record. The coding region runs from base 16 to 1170 and encodes 384 amino acids. The transcript has 5 exons. Lineage: Eukaryota; Metazoa; Arthropoda; Copepoda; Harpacticoida; Harpacticidae. Gene Ontology annotation, molecular function: RNA polymerase II transcription regulatory region sequence-specific DNA binding; DNA-binding transcription factor activity, RNA polymerase II-specific.
GAGUGAACACCGGACAUGAGUGACGAGCGGAAAUUGCCCAUCGAGCAAUCGUACGCCGCCAAUAAUCGCGAAAUCAAUUUGUCCACUACCGAGCAUCACCCUUUCAAGCUCUCUCGAUCCAAUCAAGGGAUCAUUCGCUCAAGGCUCGAUCUGAGUGCUGACAAAGGCCAUGGCGACCUUGAGAUGCACGUGGCCCGAAAAUCGUCCUGCUCAAUUGGUGCCAACCAAACCUUCUCAGAGGGAUCCACACUGUCCCAUGAAUUUCGCGACUCUGACUCGGGACCUACCAUUCCCUUGCAGGUCGUGACUUCUAUGGCUAUGGCCAUUGCUGCUCAAAGGAUGAAAUCCGAACCUAGCUCCCAUUUUGACGAUGGGGACGACAGCCCCGACCCAAUGCAAAGUGACAUGAUUUCUGGCGGGCAGGACUCUCCGAUGUUGGAUGUCCCGUUCGCGUCGCCCAACGAAGUGUUUUGCUCCGUCCCAGGUCGUUUGUCACUCUUGAGUUCCACCUCCAAAUACAAAGUGACUGUGGCUGAAGUACAAAGACGAUUAGCUCCCCCCGAGUGUCUUAAUGCCAGCCUUCUUGGAGGCGUUUUGCGAAGAGCGAAAUCAAAAAACGGGGGGAAAUAUCUGCGAGACAAGCUCACUCGUAUAGGUCUGGGAUUACCCGCAGGCAGACGAAAAGCUGCCAAUGUUACCCUACUCACUUCCUUGGUUGAAGGCGAAGCAAUCCAUCUGGCGCGUGACUUUGGUUAUGUUUGCGAGACCGAGUUUCCUGCCAGGCAAAUUGCCGAGUUUCUCUCCAAACCCUUUGUUUCUAAUUGCGAAACUGCCAGGAGGAAAGAGCUCUUACUCGGAGCUAGGUUAAUAACGGGCGAGCUCUUGGACCUUCUCAACCAGGACCGUUCCCCUCUCUGCAAUACGGCACCCAGUCGGAUCUUGGAUUCGACAAUCCAAAAGCAUCUGAGCCAAUUCUCACUUAUCACUCAUGGGUUCGGUGCUCCAGCCAUUGUAGCUGCCCUGACGGCUGUUCGAAAUUAUGUCUCCGAGAGCAUUCGAUAUUUGGAAGAGAAGCAUCACCCUUUGCUAGAAAAACGAGACAUCAUUCAAACUGAAGAAUCAAAACAUGUGUCGAUGUACUUGGGACAAGGACCCAUUCGGCACUCCUAAUAAACAUGAAAACUGAAAUUGUUGGACCAUGAUUGA